AUGAGCGAGGAACAACCGAAAAGCCGUUUUGAUAGUCAGGUUACUCUGGAAGAACUGAGAGCGCGUAUUCAGAAAUUCGCGGAGGAGCGAGAUUGGGACCAGUUCCAUACUCCACGAAAUCUACUUCUUGCCAUGAUGGGUGAAGUGGGAGAGGUGUGUGAGAUUCUCCAGUGGAAAGAAACGGUCUCCCCAGGUACGCCGGAACUUUCGGAAGAGGAACGUGUUCAUCUCGGAGAAGAGUUGAGUGACGUUCUGAUUUACUUGAUCCGUCUUUCGGAUCGGUGUGGAAUUGAUUUGCCCUCGGCUGCGAUUCGCAAAAUGGGUCUCAACGCGAAGAAGUAUCCAGCUGAUGUGGUUCGAGGAUCAAGCAAGAAGUACAAUGAAUACCAUUCGUAA
This is a messenger RNA of Blastocystis hominis, 396 nucleotides long. RefSeq lists its product as hypothetical. The coding region runs from base 1 to 396 and encodes 131 amino acids. The transcript is spliced from 4 exons. NCBI's taxonomy places the organism in Eukaryota, Bigyra, Opalinata, Blastocystidae. Gene Ontology annotation, biological process: nucleoside triphosphate catabolic process. Gene Ontology annotation, molecular function: nucleoside triphosphate diphosphatase activity. The record is from RefSeq and is a predicted model, not a curated record.